Molecule: messenger RNA, 389 nt
Organism: Perkinsus marinus ATCC 50983
Lineage: Eukaryota; Perkinsozoa; Perkinsida; Perkinsidae
Exons: 4
Source: RefSeq, a predicted model, not a curated record
AGGGGGAAAAUGAUAAGGAAAACAUUGCGGUUGUUGAAACUAUUGUGGAGGAGACGGAGGCUGAGAGGAUAGCUCAGUCCAAGGAGCGGCAACCGUUAAAGCCCUCAGCGUUCCAACCGAAGAUAAUACCGUUGAACCCAGGAGCAACACCCUCGAAAAUCGGCAAGCCCCGCAAUCCUGGUGUUAUCCCCGCCACGACUCCUCUUACUAUGUUCAAGCCUCAUCGGGUUCGGCAGCUGGCGCAAGUGUUUACUGCGAGCGCGUGCGCGGCGGCAGCUCGGUCACCGAAAAAGAAGGCAGUCGAGAUAGUUGCGAAGCCACGUAUGAAGAAUCCUAUCGACCUUAGGGCGCUAGGACGGUUGGAUGGUGACAGUCCCAAUGGUGCUUAA